AAGUCAUUUACGUUGGCUGUGCAAGACGCAUGCGUGAGCUGCCCGUUUUGUAACAGUAUACGUGGUGCCCGCCGCGCAGUUAACGUUGCGUUGACACGCUGCGCGAGAUCAUUCGUUCUGAUAUUUUAAAUUUAUCAUGACAGAAUCGCAAAAUUCGACGGUACUUGACGAGUGACAGCGCGUGGCGUGAACGCAGUCCGCGAUCAUGGACCAGCUGAUUAUCCUAGUGUCGGCGGUGCAUCUGCUUUACUGUCCGUUCACGAAAGUCGAGGAGAGCUUCAAUCUGCAGGCAGUACACGAUGUUCUCUACCACGGCUUCAAUCUUACACAGUAUGAUCAUCAUGAAUUUCCUGGAGUUGUACCACGCUCUUUUCUGGGACCUAUCAUAAUAUCUGGUAUUGCCUCGCCACUUGUGGCAGGCAUUAAUUACUUAAAGCUCAAUAAAUUUUUUGCUCAGUAUGUGGUAAGAGCAACGUUGGGUUUAUUGGUAAUAGCUACACUUAAGCUGUACAGACACGCUUUACAAAGUAUCUUCGGACUGCAGUUUACAAAAUGGUUUGUCGCCAUAACAGUGACGCAGUAUCAUUUUAUGUACUAUCUCAGUCGUCCGCUACCAAAUAUAAUGGUUAUGCCACUAGUGUUACUAGCCUUAUUUGGAUGGCUGAGACAAAACCAUGUGAUAUUUAUCUGGUCAUCAGCUGCGGCAAUAAUAAUCUUCAGAGCGGAACUCGCUAUACUCUUGGGAUUAUUUCUUUUAUACGAUAUAGCCUACCAGAAACUUUCUAUACCAAGACUACUUAAAAUUGCGGUUCCAGCCGGUAUAUUGUUCUUAGCACUUACUGUUGCUACAGAUUCAAUAUUUUGGAGACACAUAGUAUGGCCGGAAGGCGAAGUGUUUUAUUUCAACACUAUUCUUAAUAAGAGCGGCGAAUGGGGCACAUCACCAUUUUUAUGGUAUUUUUAUUCAGCGCUGCCGAGAGGUCUGGCACUUUCGUAUUUUCUAAUUCCUUUGGGGAUGUUCUGGGACGCUAGAGUACGCGUGCUCACUGUCCCAGCUAUCGUAUUCGUUAUAUUAUUUUCAUUUCUACCACACAAGGAAUUGAGAUUUAUCGUAUACGUAUUUCCACUGCUGAAUGUUGGCGCAGCUGCCGCUUGCCACAGAAUAUGGGAAAACAGAGCAAAAACAACGUGGAAUGGUUUUUUAGCACUGGUAGUCUUGGGACACCUCGCAUUAAAUACUGUAUUCUCCAUGUUUCUGCUAUGCGUGGCUGGCUCUAAUUAUCCUGGAGGUCUGGCAAUUGCCAGAUUACACAGACUUGAGAGAGAUUCGGUCGAGCCGGUGCACGUGCACAUUGACGUGUUAACUGCCCAAACCGGAGUGUCAAGAUUCACGCAGACCAAUGCUUCUUGGAUUUAUUCGAAGCAAGAGAACUUGACCAUUGAUGAUCCUGAAAUGCUACAAUUCACUCAUCUUUUGAUGGAAGCAAGGAGCAAGUAUUCCCCAAAUAUAAAGCCCUAUUUGAAGACUCACGAUAUCAUCGAUUCCGUCGAUGGUUUCUCGCAUAUAGCAUUAAAUUACAACAUGCUGCCUCCUAUUAAAAUUAAAACAAAGCCUAUUAUAUUUAUUAUGAAAAGAAAACCGAAUGUCAAAUAUGAUCCUAGUAAAAAAACGAUUUCUACGAUGGAUUUUGCAAAAGAUAACAUCGAAGAUAUGGAACUAAACAUGGUAUAUGAAAAGGCGAAGACAAUGGAACCAAUAUUUGAUGACAUUAUGGAGUCCUUAGAAGAAUUUGGAAAACCGGAAGAAAAUGAACAGAAUUAUGCAGCAGAUAUUGAAGAGAUCAAGAAAACCAAUUAUAACACUGUAGAAGAGAUAGAAAAACUUAAUGAUUUAAUAGACGAUAAUAUGACAUCUAUGGAAAAUAUUACUCAAAUUGAAGAUACAAAUAAAUUGUUGCCAAAUAUAGAAGAAGAUUUUGAUUCUCAAGAAAAUAUCGAUAUUUCUAAUGUUGAUGCCAAUUCUGAUAAAAAAGUAGAAAUAAAGAUUCGAGAAGAAAAGAUUACGAAGGAAAGACUGAAGAACGAUUUGAAUGCACGUCAAGAAAAUUAUGGCGUUAAAGAGACGGUUAAAAAAAUGAUUCAAGAAAAAAUGCUAGUCAAACAAAGGAAAGAAGCCAAUGGUGAACGCAAAAAUGGUGAACUUCCGAUAAAACCAAUGAAGAAAAGAGGAAUCGUAACGGCAGAAUUGCCAAAAUCAAGAAUAUUGAAACAAGAGUCAAAGGAACCGCCAGUUUCUACAGAUAAACCAGUAAAACAAGAAUCUGAGACUGUGAAAGAAGACACGAAAGAUGAAAAUAAACCUAGCAAGCAGAAACCUGUUAAAACAAAAAAUGUCACGCGGAAGACAGACAGAGUCAAUGUAAUGAAGCCUGUUAACUUGAGGCAAACUGCGGAGAAUGAAGUUAUAACUACGGAAGAAGAGAAUGAAACUAUAAAUGUGACGACUGACAGAAAAAUUGUAGAAAAAGAAGAUAUUAAAGUGUCCAAAUCGCUAAAUGUAAGAGAAAGUAUAAGAAACAUAAUAAAUCAGUUCAAGGAAUUCGAACAAGAUUUUAUAUACGAUGAUACUAAUUCAAAGGCAUCAAUAAAUGACGUAAGUACUGCAGAUGUCAAGAGCGAUUUGCACUUACCGCAAAAGGAGAACAGUAUCACUGCAGGAAGCGAGAAUCAACAAGUGGUAAAAGAUGCUCGAGAGAGCCUCAAAGAAAUAAUAGAUCAAUUUAAGCACAUCAAGCAUGAACUAACCUCGGAGGAGGACGACCAGUUUGAUGAGAUCGCAGCCAAAUACAUGGAACGACCAAUCGCUGAAACGUUGCUGCAGUUCAGUGAAGCUCUGAGAGCUUUAAUGCAGCGAAGAAAGAAGACUUCCUUACAUGAAAAUGAUCGCACGUCAGAAGAUCAAAGAAAACUGACGGAAGAAUCCGUACAAACAACGAGAACUGCUGAAAAUGAUGACAGAAGUGGGAACGCAAAAGUUAUAAAAAUAAAGGAUGAACAAGACAUUGUAAAUAAGCCAAAACAGGAUUCUGAUGUACUCUCUAAUACAGACGCACACGUUGAUACGUUAAGUACUGGAGAUGGUCCAUUAAAUGCUCAAAGGUACGGCGAUAUUUUAGAUACUGUAAAUAAGAUGAACACCGCAACAGGGAAAAACGGUUCACAGAGAAGUACUGAAAGCAACCAGAGCGACUAAAUGUUUCGUAAGUAGUUCCGUUAAAUGUUACCAGCAAGACAACUAUGUAAUUACAUCGUGUAAAUAUGUUUUCCUGUGAUAUCCAAAAUGUAUUUUUUAAUACGUGCUCAUCAACGUGAAAAAAAGAUUUAUGCCUAUGCAAAGUGUUUUAUCAGUGCGAAAAGGUUUAAAGAAAGCACUGUAAUUUUUGGUAAAUUGCAUUCAUAAUACAAUCUAAAUUUUUAUUCUGCACGAAAGUGAAGUACAUAAUCUGUGUGUAUAGCAAACAGAGAUAUAUGGUCACUAUAUCCGUUAGCAUUUUCAUUUACUACAUUUUUACAUAUAAUUGUAGUUAUACACGUCCAUAAGUUGUGAGCAUUAAACUAGUACGAGUGAUACUGCUAUCUUCCCACAUCGAUUUCUGCAUUUAGAUAUUGCUUAAAUAUAAACAUUUUGGAUUUUUGACUACUCGAUUACAAUAUAUCGCAUCGUGCUUAUAGCGGUGUAACAUAAAAAAAAAUUUAGGGCAAAUUGAAUUAUAACUUUUCACAAUUUAUUAAUGUAAUGACAGACUGAUUGAUUUUAACACUAAUAUCUACGGAAGAAUCAAGUGCCUUAUCAAAUCUCUUCCAAAAUUCAGAUUGAUGUAAAUAUACGCAUAUGCAUGAGCAUACGUAGCUGUGUGUGUGUGUGUGCGUAAUAUACCAUGUAUUGAUGUUUUACAUAAAAUGAAAUUGUUUAAUAUUA
Linepithema humile (Argentine ant) is the source of this 3979-nucleotide messenger RNA. RefSeq names its product Alg12 alpha-1,6-mannosyltransferase (gene Alg12). NCBI's taxonomy places the organism in Eukaryota, Metazoa, Arthropoda, Insecta, Hymenoptera, Formicidae. Gene Ontology annotation, cellular component: endoplasmic reticulum membrane. Gene Ontology annotation, biological process: protein N-linked glycosylation. Gene Ontology annotation, molecular function: alpha-1,6-mannosyltransferase activity. The record is from RefSeq and is a predicted model, not a curated record.